CGAGUCGCCAAUGUCGAAACUUCAAACAAAUGUCAGUACGUCAAAAUUAAUUCAAGCGCAGCAUUUUGACAGAGCAGUGUUUAGUUUUAGUUUAGGCUUUGUUAUCUAUGGUUUAGGAUAUUUAUCGGCAUUGUAAGUAAGGGUUAUAAGUUUUUUUAGUUUUUUUCAAUAAUUUCUAAUGCUUUUAGCCAAAAUUUUAUACCACAUGAGUUAUGAGUAGAUAAAAUAAUUCUAUUUCUUAUCCUAUUUAUAUUACGCCCUUGAAAAAAAAAUUGUAUAUGUUAUUUGGAGUAGAAGCUCUUUUUGUGCUUCGUACAGUUGCCAGCCUCAGCUACGCUUCGGCCGUCAAUCUCUGCACUCACCACAAAAAGAGUCACUUCUACUCCUUAUGACAUAAUCUACUAAUCUUUAGUUCUAUUGCUUAUUUCUUUUUUUUAUUUUCAUAAACAUCAACGCAACCAUUACUUUGCACAGUUUAAACUUUUUAUCUUAUUUUCCUAUUGGUGACCAUGAAUACGCCUUAAAAAAGAUAGAUGGCGCGUUUUGGCCUACAUUUUUAGUGACUUGUUUGUUUAUUUUAUUGGCGACCAAUCAAAUUGGUUAUAUGUGACAGACGUCAAUAAUUUAUUUGCAUUUUAUUCGCAUUUUUAUUCAAAAAAUUGUUCCAUUGAUCUGCAUACGAUGAAUAAUAUAUCGAUAACAAUUAUUUUCGAGGAAUGUGCGUAGUAUUUUUUGGUUUCACGCCAAUUUUAGGCGGGUCUGUUUAUAUUUAUAAUACGGUUUAGGUAAAAAAGUGUAUAUGAAGUUUUUAAUGGAAUUUAUAAUGCCCCCGUUGAAAAUAUCGAAGAGUUUAACGGAAGUGCAAAAAAACAAUAAUAUUUUCGACGACGUUUGUGUGACCAAAACAAACCAUACUUGUACCGAAUAUAUUUCCAAAGUUUUAAACAAUCUCAAUCAGUUAAGAAACAGCAGGAGGUUUUGCGAUGUUGACAUUGUAGCAGGAGACAAAAUAUUUCAGGCACAUAGGGCUGUUUUAGCAGCUUGCAGCCCCUAUUUCCAAGCCAUGUUCACUGGGGGCUUAUGUGAAACAGAUAAACAAUCUGUGAAACUUCAUGGCCUGUCUUCCUAUAUAUUUGAGAUUCUCUUAGAUUUUAUUUAUUCAGGGCAAGUGAAUAUUAACCAGAACAACGUACAGGAAUUAAUGAUAGCUGCUGAUAUGUUGGAACUUAGCGAAGUAGUUGAAGGAUGCACAGAGUUUUUAAUCAAGGAAUUGCAUCCCCUAAAUGCUAUAGGAAUUUAUUUAUUUGCUGAUAGUCACAAUUGGAUGCAGCUUAGAAGUGCUUCAAUAGAUUUUAUAGAAAAAAACUUUCCUAAAAUUUGUAAUGAAGACGAAAUUUUCGAAUUGGAAAAAUCCGAAUUUUGCAAUUUUUUAUCAUCGGAAAAUUUAAGAAUUGAAUCUGAGUUUGAAAUAUUUCAAGCAGCUCUUAGAUGGGUGAAUACAAAUCUUCUUGACAGAAGACAGUAUGUUUUUGAUGUCCUGGAACAUGUUAGGUUACCUUUAAUAUCCUUUGGUUUGCUAGAAAAAGCCAUUUCCCAGUGCAACGAUAGUAGUUUAAAGAUAGCCCUAAGAUCCAUACACAAUGACUUAGUUAACCAGAAAGGUUGUCUAGUUAAAUUAAAUGUGAGACCGAGGAAAUGCGCGAAAAAAGAUAUUUACGUUAUAGGCGGGUCAAAAAGAGAACUGAACAGUGUUUGGGACAGAGGCCUAGAGAUGGACUAUGUCUCCAUAGAAAAGUUUGACACAUUUACAAAGGAGUGGACUAAGAUACCGGAUAUGCGCGUAAACAGGCUUGUGCCGGGGGUUGCCUCCCUAAACGGGCAAAUUUACGUGGUGGGGGGCGAAGAGGGGCCCAAUAUUCUUUCGAGUUGCGAGAGGUACGACCCGUCUCUAAAUCAGUGGACUCAGGUGGCCAAAAUGUUGGUUUCUAGAUGCGAAUUUGGACUUUGUGCUUUGGAUGGGACUUUCUCUAAAAUGCCUUACCUAUACGCAAUGGGAGGCUGGGUCGACACAGACAUAAGCGGUAGCAUCGAACGAUACGACCCGAAAUUGGACGAAUGGGAAUUUUUCGGAAGUCUUCCAGAACCCCGCUUCAGCAUGGGACUGGUCUCCUAUAAAGGUCUGAUCUACAUGGUGGGCGGCUGCUCCCUGAACCAACGCAACCUGCACGACCUGAUGAGCUACAAUCCAGUCACCGGGGAGUUCAAACAGUUGCCGUCGAUGUCGAUAGCGAGGUUCCAGAUGGGCGUGGCCGUUCUCAACGGCUCGUUGUACGUGGUGGGGGGGACCAACAGGCAGGAGGUGCUUAAUUCCGUCGAGAGGUACUCUUUCGAAAAGAACAAAUGGUUCAAGGUGCCUCCCAUGAAGCUGGAGCGUUCGGGCCCAGCCGUGGCGGCUAUGGACGGUCAACUGUACGUUAUCGGCGGCGCGCAGACGCACGCCACUGCUUUUUACCGCGCGCAGUGCACCAUCUCGUCCGUCGAGUGCUUCGAUCCCAUAACAAACAGUUGGACCGACUGUCCACCUCUCUCGGAGACCAGAGCUGAGGCAGGUGCCGUGGUCAUAUGAUAGGAUUAAGAGGUUAACAGAUGAAUUCAGGAGCGUAUCCUAUCACAACAUGAAGAAAAAAAACUCCUGUAAACAUGUUUCUAAGCUGAUAAAGUUGAAUUUUGUAGAAAAUUAUUGUGCGACACAGAUUUGUAUUCUAAAAUUUAUAGCUUUACACAAAAAGAAGCUUUAUUGGACACAUGCUUAUAGGAACUUUUAUUCAUAAAGAGUUUUUCAUUAACGGCGACCUAUGGUAUUAAUUGUGUGGUAUACCACAUAUUUUUUCAAUCAAUAUUUGAGGAAUGCCUGGAUUCAAAACACUUUAAUGACCUUGAUACUCUAGUAAUGUACAGUAAUGUCAAGACUUACGAUUUAAAGUUAUGCAAAAAUAAAAAUACGAACAAAACCAUAAAUAAAUAAGAAAGUAUAAUUUUUUUAAAUUAUGUAAUUAAUUUAAAAUUCGCGCCUCUAGUAUGUAAUUCACCUGGAUUUUUAAACGAUUUAAGUAGUUUAAAGAAUAUGAACAUAACCUAGACACUGAUGUUGGAUAUUCAGCUUCAUAAUUCAUUCGUAAUUUAAAAUACUUUGUGAGUCUUGCCACAUAUUAAUAUAUGUCACUAAUGUGGCAAAUACUUCGUUCGUAAGUCUUGACACGCCUGUUACUUGGUGUAUCGUUUUUAACGAAGAAUGUAUAGCAAAAAUCGUUUUUCUCAAGGGUAUGGUUGUUUUUAGUGAACAAUCUCUAUACUAGAAGUUGUUUUAUAAUGAUUUUCGACAGGUUUGUACAAAUUUUAAAGCGUAUACUGUUCCAUGAUUAAUACGUCAAAACAAACCGAUCUAAACGUCAUCUUCCUAUUGAAAAAUCUAGUUCCAGAAUGCCUCGUCUCUAUUGAAAAACCUUUUAUUUUUUUCAUAAAAUCAGUGUUCCCAACUUCUGUAAAAUAAUAACAAAAAUGACAUAAUGAUACAAUGCAAAUUGUUUGGCGUUACUUAAUAAUUGUUGAUUGUAUCAUUUUUGUAAUUAAGGCAAAUUCACACAAAAUGUCCCGGAUUUUUUUGACAGAAGUUGACAACCCUAUAAUAGAUAUGCCCCUGAAUUAAGAAACACCCCAUAUAUUAAAUAUAGGUUUUGAAGCUUUUCCCUGCAACCGGUGUUUUCAUAAAAAAUGUUUGGUUGAAAUUAAUCACAAAAGUCAAAUUUGAGGUCAUUAAUAAUUAUUGAUAACCUCAAAUUUUACUUUUGUGUCAAAAGUUGAUGAUACACCAGGCAUAUCUUUAUUAUGGUUUCCAUGGUAACUAAGCGAGCGUUUUGGUUACUUUGUCAACAAAGUAAAAAAAGCGCGAAUUUGUACUUUUCGCUCGGUUGUAGAAAAAGGUUAUUGCGACCUAUUUUGCACAUGACAUAAAAAUAUGACGGGUAAACACGCUAUUGUAACAUUUGUGUUGUGUAAAAAAAAAUAAUUUAAUACCUUUAAACCUUCUUGCGUCCCUUGUUAUACGACUACAAAUUACAAAAUUAGUUUCUUUCCACUUUAAUUUUAGUUGAACUAGUCAUUUUUUUAUUUUAAAAAUUUGUUUAAAACAUUUUUAAGAAUACAGGUUUUUUAAAGUUAAAAAAAAUGGUUGUAUGCAUAAAGGUUAGUUAAAUCAAAAAAAUCAGUUAACAGUUCUCAAGAUUGUGUAAAGAAAACGGUUUUUAAUUUUCAAGCUUAAUAAUUUAGGGCAUAUUUACAAAAAUUGUAUCUUGACCCUUAAAGUAAAAACCCCUAAAGUAAAAACGAAUUAUGAACAAUUCAAGAUCUGAAACUUUUUAUACCAUAAUAUACCAUUACAAAAUUUUAUAUAAGGGUUUUAGAAAUUUUGGAUAAAAACAAAAAAGAAUAAAAUUAAAAACCAAGCUUUUAAGGUUAUACAUUUAUGUGAACUCUGACUUAAAAGAAGCCCAAGAAUCACCCAUUAAAUAAGGGCAUAACAUUAAGUAACACCCUGUAUUUUAAUAGAACAUAAUGAUAUAGGUAUAAUAGGACCAUGUUUCUAGUUUUUUAUUAGAAUUGUACUUAACUUGUUAAUUCAAGUUUAUACCACCUUUAAAUCGUAUAAAAACUAGGUACCUACAUCCUCAAGUGAAGGGAAGAUUAUGAUAGUAUCAUAUACUUUUACAAAUGUAAAAUUUAGGAAUUCCGCCUACUUUUUGAAGCUGGGUUGGUUUAAUAGAUACGUACUUCUUUUAUGCAUAUGGCUAUUAGACUUUAAUAUUAUCAAAAGUAUUUUUUAGCAAAACUAUUAAGAAAUAGUAGGUAUAUUGUGCGACUAGUGCGACCUCUUUUGACCAAUAGUCGCACACAAUAUUUUAUUCAACUACCACAAGGAAAUUAAUUUAAUUUGAUAUUUUAUCCGAAAUUUGACAAACCGUUUUUAAUUUUAAGAGGCUAAAAAAUAAACAUUAUUUUGUCCACUUACUUAUUCCUUGGUGUUGAAAAUAAAUUAAUUUUAAUGUUUCACAAACGCAUAAAUAUUGAGUGAACUUAAACACACAGUGUUUUUGUAAAAUAUAGAUGUUAACUUAAACAUUUAUUAACCCAUAACCAAAAAACAAUAAUUUCCUUUACAAAAAUUUAAGGAAAGAAUAUUGUGUAGCACAUAAUUCAGGACUAUUUAUAAUCUGAAUCGAUGCAUGUGAUAUUUAAUACCAAAAAUUUUCAACCAUUUCACAAUCAUUUUGUUCUGUUCCACAAAAUUAUAUGUGUAAGAGUUUUGUAUAAAAUAUUUUAUUUCUACUAGUCAUGAUAUUGUUGUGUAAUGCUUUUGAAUUUACAAUUAAUGUCUAUGUUUACCCCAUUUUAUAUUAUAUUAAAAUAGCAAAUUUAUGUUGUUACUGAAUAAAGGCAUUUAAAAUAAAUAAAACCAUAAGUUAUUUAAAUAAUAAUAAUUAGAAUAUAUUUUUAAAUAAUGUGUAUAACAAAUUAAUAAGGUAUAAAAGUCAAAAAAGUGAUGCUUGUUAAAUCAAUUAAGUAAUUAAAAAAUAAUUUAGUUGCAUCCAAGAGAUGCGAUGAGGGCCUCGGCUUUCUUGACGUAAGCCUCCUUGGCAUCAUCUUGGGACUUUCCUUUCCUUGCGGUCCACGCGUCAUGUUUGGCCUUGCCUUUCAAGUCCAACAUGCCUGGGCGAGCUAAAAUUAAAAAAAAAGUAUUUUUUACAAAGUAAUAUUUUUGGUAGUUAUAAUAACUACUAUUUAUAAAUAGUAUACUUACGCGUGGUGUUGUCUCCAACUGUGGCUUGUUUGAACAGACCGUACAACUCCAAAAGGUCGUUAUCGGAAGGUUUGCUCUUAAGGUUCUUCACACUUUCGGCAGCUUUGUUGAAAUUCUACAAAAAAUACAGUUUGUUUAGUUUUUAUU
Messenger RNA from Brassicogethes aeneus, 6001 nucleotides. The record is from the annotation of a GenBank genome assembly. Lineage: Eukaryota; Metazoa; Arthropoda; Insecta; Coleoptera; Nitidulidae.